UGUUAACAAGAGCUGAAGUGAAAGUCUGCGCUCGCACUGACCAUCAGUCGUCAUUCAGACACCAUGAAGUCUGCAUCUGUCUCCGUGCUGCUCGGUGUGUGUGUGCUGCUGCUGUCUGCACUGACUGUUUCUGCAGUCUCUCUGUCUGUCAGUCCAAACCUUCAGCAGUUCUUCAGUGGAUCUUCUUCAGUGUCUCUGAGCUGUGUUGAUGAUGGAGAAACAGCUGAUGGAUGGACGGUGAGGAGCACCAGAGGAAACCAGACUGGUGAGUGUGGAGCAGCUGAAGACUUUGGGAGACUUGAUGGUUCCUCCUGUGUUCUGGACUUCAAAACAACCUUCACUGCAAAUUGCUGGUGUGAAACCAGUUCUGGACAGAAGAGCAACGAUGUGUCCGUCAGUGUUUCAGACAAAGGUGUGAUCCUGGAGAUCCCUGCACUUCCUGUGAUAAGAGGAAGUGAUGUCACUCUGAGCUGCAGACAGAUCAAUGGUGACACAGUGGCAGCUUAUUUCUUCAUGAGUGGACGUCUUCUCGGGUCUGGAUAUAAGGAGCACAUCAUCUCCAACGUGCAGCAGGUUAAUGAGGGUCUCUACUGGUGUGCUACUGAUCUCACUGGACCAUCUCCUCAGAGCUUCCUGAGGGUCAGAGGUCCUCCUACAACCUCUGUCAGAUCUUUCAUCCGUCCUCGUCAUAUGGAGACCAUUCCCUCCACCUCCACUCUUCCUCCUCCUCCUUGUCCCACCGACUCUUCCUCUCCUCCUCCUCCUCCUCCUUCUUCCUGCGUGUCUUCUUUCAGAAUUGUCUUCCACCUGCUGGUCUUCUGUCCAUACUUCAUCACGACCGGUCUGCUGCUGUCCAUCUGCUUGGACAGGACCUCAGCCAUGAGCUCAGGAAACACACCUGCUGUUACCAUGGGAAUGACCCAGCUGGCUGAAGACAAUUAUGACAUCACUGUUGAUGCCAUCUCGGAGUGCGAGUCCUCUGAUUACUUUGAAUGAAGCAGCUUGAGUGUUUCUGUGACUUCUGUCUGAAUCUGCUGAUCUGAAAUCUGUCUGGAAGCUGAAGGAAGCGUCCGUCACACAGGAAGCUCCAGCUUCUCGUUUCUCUGCGCGCACACGUGAUUCUGGUUUCUCCCAUUCCUGCAGACGCUUCCUGAAAGCAUCAUUUGUUUAUGAAAUUUGACCUCAGAAAUGUGUCACUGGUUUCCCCAAAACACCAAACAGGCUGGACUUUGGUCCCGAUUGUUCCUCCAGUUUCCGCCCUCUGUGUGAUGUGACGCUCCUCCUGCUUUCACAGAGCAGCCUCUGAGGUUAACAGUGAACACCAGACUCUGAUUCAUACUUUGACUUAUACCUGAUGCCACAGACGCCACUCUGUUAGCAGCACUUUGCUUAAAGGGACAGUUCACCUUGUUUGUUGUUGGAACUAUUUUCUCUGUAUUGUCUACAUCCGCCAGCCCAAAGAAGGCAACAUCACAGCUUCUAAAGCUUAUCGUAGAGAACUGAAACUAAACUGGAGGCUGAGGGUGGGCGUGAAGGGGAGAGUUUAAUGAAGUGAAAACUAGAAAACU
Archocentrus centrarchus (flier cichlid) is the source of this 1568-nucleotide messenger RNA. RefSeq lists its product as uncharacterized. Gene Ontology annotation, molecular function: transmembrane signaling receptor activity. The record is from RefSeq and is a predicted model, not a curated record. Bases 64 to 996 code for a protein of 310 amino acids. Gene Ontology annotation, cellular component: external side of plasma membrane. Lineage: Eukaryota; Metazoa; Chordata; Actinopteri; Cichliformes; Cichlidae. Gene Ontology annotation, biological process: cell surface receptor signaling pathway; immune response. The transcript is spliced from 6 exons.